AUGGCCGACGCCGCCCCCGCCAACGACUCCAACGGCGGCAGCAGCACGCUCAACCCCUUCGCGAAACGCACCUCGCACUCCGACCAGUCCAUCCUCCUCUACAAGAUCACCACCACGAUCUCCUGGCUGCUCCUCGUCAUCUCCGCCAUCUACACCACCUUCGCCGCGCCGUCAGGCCCGCACUCGCACAAGUUCUGGCACAACAAUCCGCAAACCCCGUUCGCGCAGUCCAGCAUCUUCACCUCCAUCUACGUGCUCAUCAUCUUCAUCCUGCAGGGCGGCUACGCAUACGCCCUGUACAUGAGCGACGAGACAUACGUGACUGCAGCUGCAAACCUCGGAUCGCACUUCAUCGCCAACAACCUUCUUCUCUUCGGCUUUGUUCACCUCUUCACCCGCUCGCACUUCUGGCUUGCGCUCUUCUUGCUCGUGCUCAACUUUGGUAAUCUCAGCUUGGCUUAUUUCCGCCACUCUGCUGCCCCGAGGACGAUCCAUGUGGGUACUGUGAGUGGACCGCUUGCGUGGAACUUUGUUGCGUUGUACUGGGUGGGUGCUAUUGCGGUCCAUUCAAAUCACUUUGCUGCGAGGAUCGUGGCGAAUGUGUUUAUUUGGGGGUGGCUUGGGUAUGGCAUGUUCUUCUUGGUCGCGUACAAGGAUUACACCAUGGGAUUCGCCUUGAGUGUGCUGGCUUUCUCAACCGGUGUCGGACAGUUCCUGACUCGCCCGCAUCUCUUGCAACUCCAGUGGAUCUUCGCUUUCUCAAUCGGCGGUCUACUCUUCCUCCUCUCGCUUGCUGUUGGCAUGCCUGGCCUGCUCGGACGCGAUCCCUUCCCUCGUGGUCAGAUUGUCAGCGAGGACAGGGAGAGGGCACCUCUGUUGGCUGAUGACUAG
Messenger RNA from Alternaria ethzedia, 891 nucleotides. RefSeq lists its product as uncharacterized. The coding region runs from base 1 to 891 and encodes 296 amino acids. NCBI's taxonomy places the organism in Eukaryota, Fungi, Ascomycota, Dothideomycetes, Pleosporales, Pleosporaceae. The record is from RefSeq and is a predicted model, not a curated record. The transcript has 2 exons.